AAUUGAUUAAGUUGGGAGGAGAAAGAGGAGAAGGCUGGGCGAAGCGCAACUCAGCCCGGGGGCCCUCCUUUGAAACAGACUAAUUGGGGAGGGAAGACACAAAGGGAAGCGAAAGGCGCUUGGAGAGACGCGCGGCGAGGAAGAGUUCCCGCUGGGUGAGUGGAGUUUUGCCUCCGUCAGCUCUCCGAGGCUGAUCCCAAAAAGUUUUGCCAGGACUAGGGUCCCCGAAGCAAGUGACAGAUCCCAGCUCGUCCUGGGGAGGAGACAAAAGCGCUCGGGUAUCCGUAAGAGCUGACGGGGAGCAAACCACCAUGCGCCUUGCCGACGCGUCCUUGGCCCGUUGCCUGCUGCUGCCGUUGCUCUUGGGAUCCUGCUGGGCCCAGUUCCACGGAGAGAAGGGCAUUUCUAUCCCCGACCAUGGCUUCUGCCAGCCUAUUUCCAUUCCGUUGUGCACUGACAUUGCAUACAACCAGACGAUCAUGCCCAAUUUGCUGGGACAUACCAGCCAAGAGGAUGCUGGCUUGGAGGUCCAUCAGUUCUACCCUUUGGUGAAGGUCCAGUGCUCCCCGGAGCUCAAAUUCUUCCUUUGCUCUAUGUAUGCCCCUGUGUGCACUGUCUUGGAGCAAGCCAUUCCACCUUGCCGAUCCAUUUGUGAGAGGGCACGUCAAGGCUGUGAAGCUCUCAUGAAUAAAUUUGGCUUCCAGUGGCCAGAACGACUGCGCUGUGAGAACUUUCCCCGCCAUGGAGCAGAGCAGAUCUGUGUAGGGCAGAACCAUUCAGAGGAAGGUGGCUCUCCAGCAUUGAUUACAAGUGCCACUCCAAUUGCUGGACAGGGUACUGCUGGGCCACCACGUUAUGCCACUCUGGACCACCCUUUCCACUGCCCACGAGUUCUUAAAGUGCCGAGCUACCUCAACUACAAGUUUCUUGGAGAGAAAGACUGCGCAGCACCAUGUGAACCCACCAAGAAUGAUGGGCACAUGUUCUUCAAUCAAGAGGAGAUUCAUUUUGCACGCAUCUGGAUUCUCAUCUGGUCUGUUUUGUGUUGUGCCUCUACUUUCUUUACUGUCACUACCUAUCUGGUGGACAUGCAGCGCUUUCGCUACCCAGAAAGACCCAUCAUCUUCCUCUCUGGCUGUUACACCAUGGUCUCUGUAGCCUAUAUUGCAGGAUUUGUAUUGGAGGAACGGGUGGUGUGCAAUGAACGUUUCCAAGAUGAUGGCUAUCGGACAGUGGUGCAGGGUACCAAAAAGGAAGGCUGCACCAUACUUUUCAUGAUGCUGUACUUCUUCAGCAUGGCCAGCUCCAUCUGGUGGGUCAUCUUGUCCCUCACUUGGUUUCUUGCAGCUGGCAUGAAGUGGGGACAUGAAGCCAUUGAAGCCAACUCACAAUAUUUUCACUUGGCAGCCUGGGCUGUGCCUGCUGUCAAAACGAUUACCAUCCUGGCCAUGGGGCAAAUUGAUGGUGAUCUCCUCAGUGGUGUCUGUUUUGUGGGGCUUAACAACAUAGACCCACUUCGGGGCUUUGUUUUAGCUCCCCUCUUUGUCUAUCUCUUUAUAGGCACCUCAUUUCUUUUAGCAGGCUUUGUGUCACUUUUCCGUAUCCGUACCAUCAUGAAACAUGGGGGCACCAAAACAGAGAAGCUGGAGCGUCUCAUGGUGCGCAUUGGGGUCUUCAGUGUCCUCUAUACAGUGCCAGCCACCAUUGUUAUUGCUUGCUACUUCUAUGAACAGGCCUUCCGUGAGCACUGGGAGCGGAGCUGGAUUAGCCAAAACUGUAAAAGUUUGGCCAUUCCCUGUCCACUUCAAUACACCCCACGCAUGACCCCUGACUUCACUGUCUACAUGAUCAAGUAUCUCAUGACGCUGAUUGUGGGCAUCACUUCAGGUUUCUGGAUCUGGUCUGGGAAAACCCUUCAUUCCUGGAGGAAGUUUUAUACCAGGCUAACUAACAGCAAACAUGGGGAGACUACUGUUUGAGAAGAGAUAAUGGAGAAAGCAGAUUGCCAGCUCCAGAAUUUCAAGAAAAUACCAGAUCUGCCUGCAUCUCCUUCCUUGAGCUGAUUCUGUUUGUAUGUAUGGGGAGAUGUUCUUUGGAAAACCUCCCUGCAAUUUGGGGAGUGGGGCUUUUUUACUACAUAAAGCUGAAAACUCCUCUGACAAUCGGAGAGGAAAAAAAGAAAAACAAAGGAGAAAAACUCCAAGUAUUUAAAACUCUCUCAUUUUAAUUAAAACAAGUUCUAAACUUCUUUGCUUUAGGUUUUUAAUUAACUAUUAAAGGGUGUCUUUUUGUAAUUAAAAUUGUAAAUAGCAUUUGUAAAUUUAAUUAUAUAUUUCUAUUUAAAAACAAGUAAGAGAACAGCAGCAAGGACUUUAUUUUUCAGAAAAAGUAUGGAGAGGUCAAAGAAAGAAAAACUAUUUUUUCAUCUUCUUUUCUUUGAACUCUAUUUUUCCCCCUUUUUCCUUUGCUUUCCUCUCUCUCUGGAGCCAGGAGUAUGUGCUGUUUGGGUUGGCCCUUAAUAGGCUAUUUUUUCCUAAGCUUUUCAUGAGAGCCAGGUUUUGUAUCACUCCUAGCACCCAACCCACCUUAAACAUCUUCCAUCAACUCCCUUUUGCAUGCUACAGUUUUUGAUAUAUUUCCAGGAGUACUUCUUCCAUCUCAUUUUUUCUUUUCCAGAUUGAAAGUUUGGCAAGCGAUGUUCUUUCUGAAAAUAUAUUUGGGGGUGGGUUUGGGGAAGAUGGCUGAGCCUUCUCGCCUUUGCUGAAAUUUGGGCCUUAGCUGUGCAGAUUUUCUUAUGUUUAUUUCUUUUAGAGAAUUAUGACCUCCAAGAAAGUUUUUCUUGCCUUAAGCCACAGAAUUCUUUUUCUGUUACAUUUGUAUGUUUCUAUUUUUUCCUAGAUGUUUUGUACAAAAGGUAGCUUUUUAAAAAUGACAUUUCCUUUAUUAAACAAACUUGUUCUUUGCAAAUUCAGUUUGAGUAUUUUUCAAAAGCAGCAGCGGCCGUCUCCAAAACAAUUUAUUGGUGAGCUAUCCACUUAGCUUCUAGAAAGUAACUAAAACCUGCAAUUGAUAUUUCACAGCACAAUAUCCAUUUGCUUGAAGAGAAGGAUCUUAAAAAAGCUUUUUUUUAAAAAGCUAUUGGGACAUGCUUAGUGGCAUUUUAGAAAGUUUAAAGGGAAUUUAUCUCUUUCAAUUGAAAAAUACUGUCUUUUGAGAAGCGUAGGAACCUUAUUUUACAAGUUUUUCCCAAUAUAGGAGAAAAAAACCCUACAUUUCUGUCUUCUACAAUUUUCUUCUUUUGAGGAUGUAGACUUUUCUCAACUUCUAUUAUAACUCUUAAGAAAUUUCAUAGAUGUUUGGGUAACUUCUCUAAAUGCCUCUUACAGGAAAAUAACAAUUUAUUAUUCAAUAAAACAACUGUAAUAACAAAAAAGCAAUAUAUUCAAUGAAAAAGCAUUAAAUCUAAACCAUUUUUUUUCUAAAUCAAACGUCUCCGAUUUGGAAUUGAUUUCCGACAACAUUUAGGAACAAUCUCAGUCUAAGGUUUCCAUGGAAAUCACUGCAGAUAGAUUAAUUUCUUACCAUAUUUUAUGAAAAAAGUAUUAGAAACAAAAAUGGUAAAAUUCUUUUUUGAGUCUUUGCAUAUGAUGACUGCACACGUAUGCAUUUUGCAUCAGUUAUGCAAGCUGUGAAAAGAUAUGGCUGCUGUAAUUUUUUUCUCUUUUUACUCCCAGUACGUUGAGAAUUUUGGCACGCCUGUAUCAUUUUGGCAAGCCUGUAUCAUUUCGUUGAAAUCUUAACAAUUGGAUCCUGAGCAUUUUUUAUCAGAAUUAAGAAUUGCUCUCAAAAUUAUUAUAGCAGAAGAAAUGUUUUCUAAAAAUUAGUGUUUUCAUUUGAAAAAUGAUCAGUAUUCUAAAUAAUAUAUUUCUACCAGUUCACUUUUUAAAUUUUUCAGAAUAUUUGAAUUUGAAUUGGGGUGGGAUUGGAAUCAGCUGGAAUUAUUUAUAAAGAAAGACAAAGUACCAUUUUUUGAGUUAAAGUUUCUAAAAGGCUUUACUGAAGCCGCUCCAAUCCUACCUAGAAGUUUGCUAGCAAAUUCCAUCCAUUUCUCUAGCAUGAUAACCACUCUUUGCAAUGAGUUUAAAGAUGGAACAGGAUGCUAAAGGAUACAUGGAAGAAGUUAAGAGAAAAAAGGAAACCUAUUGUUGCACAAAUCUUUUUGAAAAACUUCUAUUAAAUUUCAAAUUUUUCCCCCUGUGGCAGACUCUGAUGGCCUCUCCUUCCUCCUGCCCUUGGCAAAUUGUCAUUCUUAAGACUGCUUUUGUGUUGCUAAUGGUAUUGGUUGCUUUCUUGUGUCAUUUAGUGUGAAGUUUUAAAACUUUGAAAAGAAAUAAACAAUUUCCUACUCCUUUUCCAUCAAAAGGAUCAUAAAGGAAACAAUUUGGUUGGGUGAGGAAACAAUAAUGCAAAAUGGGAUUUAUAAUACUAGGGGUAAGCAGAGGGAGGAAGUAAGAAAGGCUUCCGAUUUUGAAUCUUGCAUUUUAAAAUGAGAUGGAAAUGGAAACCUCUAUUUUUCUUCUUCACACUGCUUGCACACACACACACACACACACACACACACACACACACACACAGUCUUUCUCUUCAUCAGAGAAAAGAGUGUGGUUUAAAGCCCCAAAUCAAAGGGUGACUAAAGUGAACCAGAUGGAUUCUGGAAUGCUAUAAACAUAUGUCCACCUAGGACAAAAAAACCCCCACACACAUUCUAUCUGGUUUUAUUUCUAAAAAAACCGUUAUUGUGUAACACAACACUCAUAUGGUUUGUACUUGAGUGUUGCCUACUAUGCAAUGAAGCAUGUCAAUAUCUCUAUUAUUUCCAGUUACAGUGUUUUGCCUUCUACCAUAAUACUGGGUUUUUCCAAAGCAUCUGGUGACAAGAGGUUGUAAAUUAGAGGUGUUUUCCACAGAUUCCAGUAGAGCUUCUGAAUUCAAGAACAACAUUUUGUCCAAAGCUUUCAACUACAAAUGUCUCUUCCCCCUCCCCCUCCCUUUCCCCCCCCCCUCCUAUAGGUAUGAGACAGGGACAUUUUUCGCUCCCCAUUAAUUUAUCAAGAUCCAGUUUUGUUUUGUUUUUUCCUAGCUAGCUUAUAUUAAAAUUCAUAUUAAAACCUAAUUUAGAUGGCAUCAGUGGCUGUGCAAAAGGAUUAAGCUCUAAGUUCUGUUAUCGUGCUUUUUCCAUUUUUUAAAAUAGCCGAUUAUAUCUACAUGGUUCUUUUUUUUCCAGCAUUUCCUAUAAACCUGUCUUAUGAACCCUGCAAAAUCAUCAACAGAUGGUUCUCAUUAGUCCCCUUUUUGGCAAAGGUUUUUCAGCUGCUUGCCCCACACAAGCAGGGACUACACCCAAACUUUUAGUAAACCCCCUCCCCCUUUCUGUGUCCUCUGGACAGAACAUUGCAACGUGGACCAGAGGAGAGCUGAGAGUGGGCUCCCUGUGCCAAGGAAUGUUGGGGCCAUGGGUUUAUCUCCCCCCUUUUGUUCUUAAUUUAAUCCUUCUGGUUUUAGAAGCCUAUGGAAAAGAAAGACCAUCUCAUGUCAGAAUGGCUUAUGUCAGGCAAGCGCUUUUCCACAUAUGUGUGUAUUUUAACAAAUAUCUAAAGUUCAUUUCUUUCUCUCUCCUGUCCCUCCCCUCCAGCUCCUUCAUGUUUACCCUCUUUCCAGGUCAGUUCGACUUUUUCAACCCCAUCCUCUUUUGGCUCCCUUGCCCCCUUUUUGUUUGCAGCGCUAAUUAAGAAGGGUGGGGGAAGGGAAAUAAACUUUUGUUACCCUUUUGCAAGCUAGCAUGAUUUUUUUUUAAAAAAAUCAAUUUAACUUAAAAAAAAUGAAUCGAUCUCUGACUCAUAUCCUUCCCUCCUCCCCAAAGUAUGUUGCAUAGGACAUUUUUGCAUUCCCACUUAAAGUUGACAUACAGGCUUUGAAAUGGAGAUUUCUCCCCCAGUGAAGCAGAGGCCUGCUUAACACAUUAAGAAUCCCAGCUGCCAGGGAAUGAGAGCAAAGAGGUUUGAUCUGUGCAGGGUGGAUUCCUCUCCUCUUCCCGCCCCCAUUGAAAAGACAAGAGUGUGGGGGUUGUUCCCUGCAAUAAACUGUUACAGACCUAGAGCUAUUUAGAGGGGGGGGGAUGGAAUAUGAAAUUCCUUUGCGGCAGACGGGAAGGCUGUCCAGUCGUGCAGACAAAAAAGCCUUCUUUAAAUGACUCACAGUUGCAAAGAGUCAACCAGUUCUGUUUAAUGAAAUAGCAUAAAGGAGGGGUUGGUGAACAACUGUAUUCCUAACCAGGCUUCAGUUUCAACUCCUAUCAAGACAGGCUUCUACGAGUAGAGCAGCUGCCAUGCCUGACUCUUACCUCCUCAAUAAAGCCUCAAUUCUGCAAGCCUCUGGCUUCAUGAGGCUUCAAUAUGUCUUUAAGGGGCACUGCAAUAUUUUUUUGUAAAGUCAGACAGGGACCCAACAAUGGUUAGUAAGGAUUUUAAUUUUUAAAAACUGGGUAAGCAGAAAGUCCAUCUUAUCAAGUCAGCUUGGUUAACCUCUAUCCAACAAGGCUGAUCAGGAUUUUCUGGGAAGAUGAAUGAAGCAAACCUGUGACUAGUUUUCCCUGGAAUAUAGGAAUCCAUAAUGCAUAAAGGAUAAAGGCAGAUAUAAUGUCAACUCAAGAUUGUUCACCCAACUGCUGUGCCUGGCCUUGAUGGAAAUGACAGGUGUGCAUACCAGCAUUUGAAUUCUGCCUGAAUGUCUGUUCAGUCCUCUCCUUCUAUGCUUCAGGUGGAUCUUCCACCUUGUUAAGAACUUUUAAAAAGCUUUGCAUGAAUAUUGCAAGUGCUAAAGAAACGUAUUUUAAAAUGCAAAAUAAAGGAUUCUCCUGUCUUAAUAAGUGAGGCAGAAUUGUGAUAAUGCCUGGAAAGUCCCAGCCUUGCACUUGCAGCUGCUUUCUGAUUCAAUCUAGCAAAACUAUUUUUUCUUCUCAGGGUAUAGCCUGUAUACCCAGGGCUGUAAAAGCACUAUGAAGUGGUAUAUAAGUCUAAGUGCUAUUGCUAUUGCUAUCCAUUUAGUGACCCCAAAUGUGGCACUAAAUGGACCCUUCCAGUCUAGUAGGACUGCUUAGCUUCUUACAUAUUACUAAACUUUCAAAUGUAUUCAUUUGCUUGAACUAUAUUUAUUAAAAAUAAAUUAUUUUUAAGAAAUAUAGUUUAAGCAAUUCCCCUUCCUCAUUAUCCCUAGAGAACAUAUAUGAUUCUUUUAAAACUCCAAACAUUGAAGGAUCAUAUCCUACCCACCCGGUCUAGUUGUGGGAGUGCCUGGCCUCCCAACCGCCCCCCACUCUCUGGAACAGCAGUGAUGGCGGCAGGGAACAUGGUAUCACCUGGCAGCAGGGAGGGAGACGGAGAAGGGGGCGUCCGCUAGCAGAGAGGGAAGACUGCGAGGUUGGUGCUUCUGGGACAAGGGGAGCCAGGAAGUGUCUGGGUCCAAUUCACUCGGCCUCUCUUCCUCUCGCAGCUGCGUGUCCUCCAACUGGUAUGGACAGCAACUACAGCCUUAACGUGUUGCCAGUGCUUCUGCCAGUAUGCCGAGGGCAUCAGCUUUAUUAAGGUGAGGGGGAGGGCGUCUGGGUAGGCCCCAACCAUGUGCUUUUGGUUGCCUGUUGCUGCCGCUGGCUGACACCCCUUUGUUGCCCAGAGUUCCCUGGCAAUGCCCAUUAUAUCUCCUGGCUCUAAUGGUCAUGUGCAGGCUACGGAAGUAAAUCUAUGUAAUGUUCUAAUGUACAGAAAUUAUAGUUAAAUAUGUGGCAGACUCUGGGUGUGUUUUCCAAACUCAUUAAGUGAAGUAGAAUGUGUACAGUUUUAGAAGAGCUUGUUAGUGUGUAUGUGUAUGUGGUGUGUGUCCGUACACAUACAAUAUAUAUAGUACCUAAUGUAUCUUUUUGUGUGCCUAAACACACACUAUACCAGUGUGUGUGGCUAACCUUUUUGUCAUCGCAUGUCGCCACCCAUAAUGCAAUGUGCAUCAGCCCCCUGCGCAUGUGCCCCACCCCCCUGCGCCCCGUUUUGGGCCUGGAAAGCCUCCUCCACCAGCCUUUGCCAGUGCAAAUAGCCUGCUGCCGCAGCCAGUGGCUCCUCUUCCUACUGCCAGUUUCACGCUCUGGGCAGCAUCCAGCAUGGCUGGCAUAGCUGGCUGGCUGGACACUGCCCGAAGCACGAGGCUGGCAGGAGGAUGGUGGCAGUCCAUUCGCACCAGCAAAGAGGCAGUGGCAGCUCCUCCUCCUCCUGUCAGCCUUGUGGUCCAGGCAGCAUCCAGCCACCCAGCCAGCCAUGCCUGGCCUCCCCCUGCGGCAGUUCUCUUAGAUCCUGGGCAGUGCAGCUUUGGGCCCUUUCCUGGCAGCGGCAGUGAGGCAGGCAGGUGGGCGGGCGCAGGGGAGUGACUGGUGGCAGAGCUCCUGGCUGGCAAGAGGGUGGAUGUCCUGCAGUUGCAUGUGGGCAUCGACGGCAUGGCCAGUGCAUACACGUGUUAAGAGGAGCUGCCCAGUUGCCAUGCGCGCGCCAGGAAAUGAACUUCUGGUUUCUGGUGCACUCAUGUGUACCGGCCAGCUAGUCUUCUGGUUACUGGCAUGCAUGCAUGCACAACAAUCAGCUGGCCGGCUGAUCUUCCGGUUUCUGGCACUGCCGCACACGUGAAGGCCAGAUGAUUGUCACACGUGUAUGUGCACCAGUAACCAGAAAACUAGGUGGCCAGUGCGCAUGCGUACGCCAGAAACCUGGAAGAGGAAUGGGUGACGCCGCGCGUGCCAAGUGACAUGGCUCUGUUAAAAUCGAAUAAAUUUGGAGCCCUGGCAGGCUUCAAAAUAAAUAAACAGAAAACAACAAUGCUGAUCAAAAAUAUAUCUUCUCAGGAUAGUGAUAUAUUGAACAAAAAGUUCAAGGGUUGAGAAAAAGAUGAAAUACUUAGGAGCUAUGUUGACAAAUACAAAUAUAAAAUUGUUUCAAAACAAUUAUGUGUCUCUUUGGACAGAAAUUAAACAGAAUUUACAAAGAUGGGAUAAACUGCACUUAUCAUCAUUGGCAGUGGUGAAUUGUAAAAUUUGUUACUACCGGUUCUGUGAGUGAGGCUUGGUGGGGGCUGGUUGCAGAAAAAAAUGCUUUUAAAAGUAAAAAAAGAAGCCUCUGAUGAUCGCAUGGCUCAGCUGGGCAUGGGGUCCGGGGAGUGCAGGGAUUUUUGCUACCAGUUCUCCAAACCACCCGCCGCCAUCGCUACUGGAUUGGGCGAUCCGGUAUGAACCGGGAGCAUUUCACCCCUGAUUAUUGGGUGGAAUCUCUGUAAUCAAGAUGAAUAUUUUACCAAAUAUGCUUUUUAAAAUUUCAGAUGUUACUAAUACUUGCAACUGACAACCCAUUUAAACAAUAAAGGAGGAUAUUUCUAAGUUCAUAUGGCAAGGGAAAAAACAAAGAAUUAGAUAUAAGCUACUGCAAGAUGCUAAGGAAAGAGUUGGUUUGGGCCUACCAGACAGUUAUCUAAGAUGUAUAAAGAAAAUUCUGAAAAUGGAGAUAAAAAUUAAACCAGAACUUUUCCUUUUGGGCCUAAUGGAAAAAGACCUGGAGGAAAAAAAUGGAACUUUGUUACUAUAUAUGUUGACAGCAGCAAGACUAUUGUCCGCACAAAACUGGAAGGACACUUUGAUUCCUAACACGGACGAAUGGCUGCAGAAGUUGAUGGAGUUGGCUGAAAUGGCAAAAUUGACUAUUUUGAUUAAAGAAAAGAAUAUAAGUACUUCUAUUUCCACAUGGAGACUGCUUCUGAACUUUGUGCUUGAAGUGGAAAAGAAUGAAACUUUGAUUUUGGGUUUUACCGAUUAAAUUGAUAGAUCUUUAUAGAAAUGGCUUGUUCAUAUUAUUAUGAAAAAACAAAAAGUUGUGAUUUGAUGUUAAUGCCUUAUUUUACUGCAACAGAGAGAGUCAGAAGUCAAUGUUUCUGUUAUGUAUUGUAUAUAGUUGUCAGUUGAAGUUCUCAGACUGGUCCUCUAUUAGAGUGGGAAAAUACUAGCUCCCGAUUGAUUGUGGGCUGAUCAGCUUCCCUAUAAAAGGAGCUGUGUCAUCCAGGGAGCAAUAGUUGCCUCACAGGCAGUAUUGAAUAAAGAGCUGUUAGAAAUCACUCUGGCCUCACCUCCAUUCUUCACCAGAACAUAACAGUUUCUUUUUCUCUUAUCCUCCCUCACUUUCCUUCCUCCUCUCCCUCCCCACUGUUUUUCUAUUUACUUUUGUAUUUUGUAUCUUAUUUUAUCUUAUAACCCAAUAAAAAUGUUAAAUUCAAGUUUAAAGGUGUGCACCAUUAUGCAAUCACAUCAUUGUAAGAUUUUUUAUUAUUAUUUUUCCUCUCUAAAAAAUUUCAGUUUGUUUUCAAUUGAAUUAUAUAGCUUAUAUGUUAUAUUAAAGGUGGAAAAAAUUCUGAAG
Messenger RNA from Pantherophis guttatus, 10493 nucleotides. NCBI's taxonomy places the organism in Eukaryota, Metazoa, Chordata, Lepidosauria, Squamata, Colubridae. The record is from RefSeq and is a predicted model, not a curated record.